Grosmannia clavigera kw1407 is the source of this 2244-nucleotide messenger RNA. RefSeq lists its product as uncharacterized. Gene Ontology annotation, cellular component: catalytic step 2 spliceosome. The transcript is spliced from 5 exons. The record is from RefSeq and is a predicted model, not a curated record. NCBI's taxonomy places the organism in Eukaryota, Fungi, Ascomycota, Sordariomycetes, Ophiostomatales, Ophiostomataceae. Gene Ontology annotation, molecular function: protein binding; RNA binding. Bases 1 to 2244 code for a protein of 747 amino acids.
AUGUCGGCCGAGAAGAGACGAGCAUCCAACACGGAUCCCAGCAAGCAGCUGGUGAAGCGACCGAAUCUUGGAGGAAGUGGCGGCAGCGGAGGAUCGAGCAAGGCGGGAGGCUCAGGCAGCAAUGCGCUGAUUCAGGUGGAACCACGAACGAGCGGCCUCCAGGCGCCGGUGAUGCAGCUGAGCGGCCAUGCAGACGAGGUGUUCUGCGCCAAGUUUGAUCCGGCGGGUCAUCUGAUUGCGUCUGGGUCGAUGGACCGGUCGAUCUUGCUCUGGCGGACGUACGGCGACUGCGAGAACUACGGGGCGCUGACGGGCCACCGCGGCGCAGUUCUGGACCUGCAGUGGUCACGCGACUCGGACGUGUUGUUCUCGGCAUCGGCCGACACGCAGCUGGCCAGCUGGGACCUGACGUCGGGGCAGCGGAUCCGACGGUACGUGGGCCACGAGGAGAUUGUCAACACGCUGGACAUCAGCCGGCGCGGCGAAGAGCUGCUCUACAGCGGCUCCGAUGACGGCUCGCUCGGCAUCUGGGACCCGCGCAGCAAGAACGCGGCCGACUACAUCCAGACAGACUUUCCGGUCACGGCGGUGGCGGUGGCCGAGGCCGGCCACGAGCUCUACAGCGGCGGCAUCGACAACGACAUCCACGUGUGGGACGUGCGCAAGAAGGCGGUCGUCUACACGCUGCACGGCCACCAGGACACGGUUACGGGCCUGCGCGUGUCGCCCGACAGCCAGUCGCUGCUCUCGUUCGCCAUGGAUGCGACGGCGCGCACCUGGGACAUCCGGCCAUUUGCCCCGACCGAGCGCCACAUCCGCACGUUUGACGGCGCCCAGACCGGCCUGGACAAGAACCUGGUGCACGCCAGUUGGGACCCCAGCAGUCGCCGCAUUGCCGCUGGCUCCGGCGAUGGCACCGUCGUCGUUUGGUCCAGCGACAACGGCAAGCUGCUCUACAAGCUGCCCGGGCACAAGGGCUCCGUCAACUCGGCCGAGUUUUCGCCGGCUGAGGACCAACCGAUCACCCCCGAGGAGGAGAAUCUUGACGCCAUGAACAUCUUCCGCAACGCUCGCCUGAACCUUCGUCGCCAGGGCCAGGCCGACACGGCCGACCUGGAGCAGCAGCAAACCCGCGAGGCCCAGGAAAUGCGCGAGCCGCAGGCACGGUCCUCGCCCAUUAGCAGUGUGCUGCGCCGGGUCGGGCUGGCAGGCCGUGCACCCCAGCCGACGAGCAGUCCGUAUGACGGCAGCGCCGGCGAGACCGUGUCGCCCAAGACGCCGCAGUUCCAGGAAGACGUAGAUUCCAACAGCCCGCCCUCGCGGCUUAGUCAGCCGCCAUCAUAUGACGAUGCGAGCCGCCAGGACCCUCUAGCAAUGCCGGCCGCGGCAGCGCAGCGCAUGCGCAGCUCGAGUGCGGGCAGCACGACGUCGGGCGGCAGCGGUCGUCGGCAGCGGCGACGGUUCGACGGCGCUGACCCGGCCGAGAUGCGUUUGGCAGACAUGGCCGCGGACGGACGGCGGCGAAGGCACCGGCGCAGCCUGCUGCAAGACCAGCAGCAGCAGCAGCAGCCAAAGAAGUUCCUCUUCUGCUUCCCGUACGUGCAGUCGCAUCAGAUGCGAGCGCAGAUCUGCCGCUGCUCCGUGUCGGGACUGCUGUUGCUCCUGCUGCUGGUGAUGUACCUGUCGCUGAUGCUGACACACAAUAUCCACAACAACGAGUUUUCCGUGCUGCUGCUCCUCGUCUCGCUCGCCGUCAUCGUCCUCUUCUGCCACAGCCUCGUCCGCAUCAUCAUUAUGGUCGUGCAUCCGCCAACGCCCGAAGAGGACGAGCGCUUCCGCCAGCGCCGCGCGCGUGCUGCCGGCAGUACUGCCAUGAGUGGCCCCGGCUACGGCGCCUUUCCCCCUGGAACCGACCUAUUCACGCCCGGCGGCUAUGCCGUUCCGCGCCAGCCGAUCCGUGUCGUGCUGGCCCGCGACGAGGAGGCCGCCGGCGUCGAGAGCGUCGCUGCAAAGGCACAGCCACCGGCCUACGGGUUGUGGCGGGAGACUGUGGUCGAAGCCAGCCUUGAGCACAGGCGUGGGGGCAGCGGUGACGGGGUUGUCCGCCCACCAUCGUAUGCGUCCGAGGAUGGUGUGAGCUACGUGGUAGAGGCUCAGCCACGGUCGAUAGCACCAACGACGGAUGUGCCAACCCUGACGCACCCAGCCGAAGAGGGCCGCGUGGGCCAGCCGGCACAAUGGUGA